This is a messenger RNA of Blepharisma stoltei, 312 nucleotides long. The record is from the annotation of a GenBank genome assembly. Lineage: Eukaryota; Ciliophora; Heterotrichea; Heterotrichida; Blepharismidae.
AUGGGGUUAUCCUGCAGCUGUUUUCAAGACCCAUCAGAUUAUAGCAAUCAAGUCAAACUCGAAACAAUAGGCCCAGACGAAUCAACUGAACCAGAAAGGGUAAGCAAUCAUAGAAAAACUGAGCUUAUUAUCAAUUACGACGAUCUUCUUAAAAUACAAGGUGUGCUGAGGGGAUAUAUAGAAAGAAGGAGAGCUAAAGAGAUUUAUCACAUUGAGAGCAAUACUUUCAAAAGACAACAAAAAAGCAGCCAAACAGUUAUAAGAGCAGAAAAUAAUAAAAAACUCAGUUCGAUAAGAGCCACGACAUUAUAA